GUUACCCUCUUCCGCUCUCCCCUCCAUAAUGGCCCAAGAGGCCAUUGCUCCAAACGAUGCUUCCUAACUGUCUGUCCUGCACAUUUCACGCAAACAACGACGAUGCUGAGCUCCUGCGCUGGCGGCGGCGGCGGCCAUCCGGGCUCGCCACAGAAGCAUGGCAGAUGCGAGGAGCAAGAGGCCCCAGAUGGGUUCUUGGAGACGGCAGGGGCUUCGCCAGCACCACCUUCAUCUUGUUCCUUUCUUGGAACCACCGGCUUUCCGAGGGCGCAGAUGCUGAGCUUCUCCAAUGAUGUAGCGGGGUUGGGUUUGAGCUCAGGGACAAGCAUGCAGGGUUUUUUGGCAAGGGUUAGGGGGCCAUUUACCCCAACUCAGUGGAUGGAGCUUGAGCACCAGGCCCUUAUCUACAAGCACAUAGCUGCAAAGGCCCCUGUGCCAUCCAGUUGGCUCCUCCCCAUCAGGAGGAGCCUCAAUCCAUGGGCAGGAUGGGCACCAUUUCGUUCCAGCGGUGCUGAUGUAGAACCCCGAAGAUGUCGCCGCACAGACGGCAAGAAGUGGCGGUGCUCCAGAGAUUCUGUUGGGGACCAAAAGUACUGUGAGCGACACAUAAACCAUGGUCGCCAACGUUCAAGAAAGCAUGUGGAAGGCCGAAAGAUGACAACCACCGUUGCCGAACAAACCAUGGCUGUUUCUGGUGGUUUUUCAUCACACUGCCAGGCCGUGGCUUGGCAGCAGCAGGUGAAAAGCUUAGCUGCUAAUGUGACUGAUCCUUUCCCAAGACAGUCCAAUAGGGAACCACUGGAGAAGCAGAGUGUAGUCGAGCAAUCAUUGGUAUCCACUACAAUGCAUUCCUUUGAUUUCUCGUCAUCACAUUCUUCUUCAAAUUGUGACAAAGUAGCAUUUUUACCACUGAAGUUGCAUCAUGAUCUUGACCAGUCUUACAUUACACAUGGAGCGGGCAGUUCAUCAGAAAAAGGUUAUAGGUUGCAGGAAACUUGGUCGCCAGUAACUAGGGAAACACUUGACGAUGGACCUCUAGGUGAGGUUUUCAGAAGCAAGAGUUGCCAGUCAGCUUAUGGAACAUCUUAACUGACAAAAUGGAUCGAGAGCCCAAGUUAGAUCCUCCAACUGGAAUCCUAAGUCUCGUGUCCAGCAGCAACACUAAAAAGUGGGUCCUGUACCAGAGAAUCACAGCACUAAUAAUUCCUAUCUCAUGGGGUGCCGGUAGAACGCACAACCUCGGAGGCCCAGCUCUCUUUUCAAGUGUUCCGGCUGGUCUUGUGGAAUCACAAAUAACUAAAACUAUGUUCAUGUCUAGUGUUUAUUGGUAUAUAUUUUUUGUAUUUUCUUUCUUUAUUAUGUGUUCGAGUCCUUCAGCUUCUGUUGUGGUGUAUUGUUGAUUUCAAUUGUCUGUUUUGUUGACCCGUUACAUCAAAUCGCGUAGAGACCUGCAGAAUCUAUAUGAGCAUUGAAAAAAAAAUCUAUGUAUUAGUUGGUUUA
This is a messenger RNA of Hordeum vulgare subsp. vulgare (domesticated barley), 1500 nucleotides long. Its product is annotated as growth-regulating factor 8-like. Gene Ontology annotation, biological process: regulation of DNA-templated transcription; developmental process; DNA-templated transcription. Gene Ontology annotation, cellular component: nucleus. Bases 103 to 1089 code for a protein of 328 amino acids. The transcript is spliced from 4 exons. Gene Ontology annotation, molecular function: ATP binding. The record is from RefSeq and is a predicted model, not a curated record. Lineage: Eukaryota; Viridiplantae; Streptophyta; Magnoliopsida; Poales; Poaceae.